AAACCUAAGAGCACCACAGCAGCCGUAGCAACCUUGGAGAUCAACCCAGAGAUGCAGGUAGACGCUCACCUCAACAAGGUGUGUCCUGCCACCGAGGGGGUCUACAACGACCUGUUCUACUCCCGCCUAAACCUGGUUGUCACGGCGCUGGACAAUGUAGAGGCUCGUAGAUACGUCGACAGCCGCAGUGUAUCCAAUCAGAAGGCUCUUCUGGAUUCCGGUACCAUGGGAACCAAAGGACACACGGAGAUCAUCGUGCCCAACCUGACCGAGUCUUACAACAGCCAUAGGGACCCACCAGAAGAGGAGAUUCCGUUCUGCACCCUGAAGUCUUUCCCUGCUGUCAUAGAACACACCAUCCAAUGGGCACGGGACAAGUUUGAGAGUGCGUUUGCCCACAAGCCCACCAUCUAUAAUAUGUUUUGGCAGACCCACUCCUCUGCAGAAGCCGUGCUGCAGAGGAUGCAGCAGAGGGAGACUCUGGAGGGGGCGUUCCAGGUUGUCAAGCUGCUGAGUCGACGGCCCAGCCAAUGGGAACACUGUGUCAUCCUGGCACGCCUCAAAUUCGACAAGUACUUCAAGAGAAAGGCUCUACAGCUGCUACACUCCUUUCCCCUGGACACUCGGUUAAAGGACGGCAGUUUGUUCUGGCAGUCACCUAAACGACCCCCGUCUCCCAUAGAGUUUGACCUGAAGGACUCACUACACUUCAGUUUUGUCGUGAGCGCAGCUCGGCUUUAUGCUGAAAUCUACAACAUCCCCUACUCAGAGAAGGAUCUGUCGCAGGAAGCAGUUUCCAGGGUGUUGUCAGAGAUUACCGUCCCAGAGUACAGGCCAGCAGAGAAGCGUAUUGAGACUGAUGAGAAUGUGAAGAAGCCUGAUCAGAUGAAGCUGUCCGUGAGCAGCGAGGAGGAGAGAGAGGCCAUCGCCCAGUUAGAGGAGGCUAUCACUGCAGACCACGUUACACCAGAGAGGUUACGGAUGUCUCCCCGGAUGUUCGAGAAGGACGAUGACCUCAACGGCCACAUGGACUUCGUGGCGUCGGCCUCCUCCCUCAGGGCCAGGAUGUACUCCAUCGAGGUGGCCGACCGCCUCAAGACCAAACGCAUCGCCGGGAAGAUCAUCCCCGCCAUCGCCACGGCUACCGCCGCCGUCGCCGGGCUGGUGUCGUUGGAGCUGGUGAAGGUGGUGGGAGGAUACGGGUUUGAGUCGUUCAACAACUGUUUCUUCAACCUGGCCAUUCCUGUCAUGGUCCUCACCGAGGCUGCUCCUGUCAAGAGAACACAGAUCAGGGAAGACAUCUCUUUCUCUAUCUGGGACCGCUGGACUGUGUGGGGUCACCAACACUUCUCCCUCUCUGACUUCAUCAACGCAGUGUUGGUGCAUUAUGGGAUAGAACCUACCAUGGUUGUCCAUGGAGUGAAGAUGCUCUAUGUUCCUGUGAUGCCAGGACACAACAAGAGACUGAAACUAACGAUGCAGAAGUUGAUCAAGCCGUCUGUAGACCGUGGCUAUGUUGACCUGACCGUGUCCUUCGCUCCAGAGUCAGAUGGCGAUGAGGACCUUCCUGGACCCCCCGUUAGGUACUACUUCAGCCCCGACGGAGACGCUCACACCGCCUGACACGCCCGGACCAUAGCAUCCCUGACGCCCUCAGUCCCCUCGAACUGACCCCCUGUACCUGCAAAAUCCUAGUUGACAACAGUGGUAGUCUUGAACAGGGGUGGAUUCUAGAACAGGGGUGGAUUCUAGAACAGGGGUGGAUUCUAGAACAGGGGUGGAUUCUAGAACAGAUGUUGAUUCUCGAAUAUAUUUUGAUUCUAGAAUGGGUGGAUUCUAGAAUAUAUGUUGAUUCUAGAAUAUAUGUUGAUGCUAGAAUAUAUGUUGAUUCAAGAACAGAUGGUGAUUCUAGAACAGAUGGUGAUUCUAGAACAGGGCUGGCCCCAUGGACCAUUAUUAGAGAAAGAGCAUAGAGGUAGAAAGGUGGCUCUAGAUGGAUAUAACCUGGUCUGAUGAGUUCUCUUUCUACCUCUAUGAGAAGAGCGAAGCACUUGACUGUGUACAUAGUAGUCCCUCUGUGUUUUCUACUCUGGUUUAAAACACCGUUCUGACUGGUGUUUUCUACUCUGGUUUAAAGCACAGCUCUGACUGGUGUUUUCUACUCUGGUUUAAAGCACAGCUCUGACUGGUGUUUUCUACUCUGGUUUAAAGCACAGCUCUGACUGGUGUUUUCUACUCUGGUUUAAAGCACAGCUCUGACUGGUGUUUUCUACUCUGGUUUAAAACACCGUUCUGACUGGUGUUUUCUACUCUGGUUUAAAGCACAGCUCUGACUGGUGUUUUCUACUCUGGUUUAAAGCACAGCUCUGACUGGUGUUUUCUACUCUGGUUUAAAGCACAGCUCUGACUGGUGUUUUCUAGUCUGGUUUAAAGCACAGCUCUGACUGGUGUUUUCUACUCUGGUUUAAAGCACAGCUCUGACUGAUGUUUUCUACUCUGGUUUAAAGCACAGCUCUGACUGGUGUUUUCUACUCUGGUUUAAAGCACAGCUCUGACUGGUGUUUUCUACUCUGGUUUAAAGCACAGCUCAGACUGGUGUUUUCUACUCUGGUUUAAAGCACAGCUCUGACUGGUGUUUUCUACUCUGGUUUAAAGCAUAGCUCAGACUGGUGUUUUCUACUCUGGUUUAAAGCACAGCUCUGACUGGUGUUUUCUACUCUGGUUUAAAGCACAGCUCAGACUGCUAUGCACAUGCCUUAACUAACAACCUUGUUGUGUUUGUCACGACGACGACGAUGAUGCUAAGAAUAAAAACGACAGUGUUUACACACCCAUACAUGCACACUUUCCGUGAUUUUCAUUAGAGAGAGAGAGAGAGAGAGAGAGAGAGAGAGAGAGGGAGGGAGGGAGGGAGGGCUAAAAGGCGGGAUCACAAUCGUCACCUAAACGUUCCUAUUGGCUCAUGGGGGAUUUUGGAUGAUUGAUAGCGACAUAGGCGUGUCCCCAAUCGUCUCUCCUUCCUCCCAGAGUGCACUUGUUCACUUCCCUUCACAGGUUUUUAAAAGGAAAUGACUUGGUAUCAUAAAUAUGAUGAUUCCUACUAACCCAUGCCUCCACCAAUCAAAGAAGGAAGGAGAUAUUAUUGGGACGCCCCCUAUAUGCCUCCACCAAUCAAAGAAGGAAGGAGAUAUUAUUGGGACGCCCCCUAUAUGCCUCCACCAAUCAAAGAAGGAUGGAGAUAUUAUUGGGACGCCCCCUAUAUGCCUCCACCAAUCAAAGAAGGAUGGAGAUAUUAUUGGGACGCCCCCUAUAUGCCUCCACCAAUCAAAGAAGGAUGGAGAU
This is a messenger RNA of Oncorhynchus masou masou (cherry salmon), 3342 nucleotides long. Its product is annotated as ubiquitin-like modifier-activating enzyme 6. Gene Ontology annotation, cellular component: nucleus; cytoplasm. The transcript has 15 exons. Gene Ontology annotation, molecular function: FAT10 activating enzyme activity; ubiquitin activating enzyme activity. The record is from RefSeq and is a predicted model, not a curated record. Gene Ontology annotation, biological process: protein ubiquitination; DNA damage response; ubiquitin-dependent protein catabolic process. The annotation marks the transcript as partial. NCBI's taxonomy places the organism in Eukaryota, Metazoa, Chordata, Actinopteri, Salmoniformes, Salmonidae.